UAUGGUGGAUCGUCUUCGAUAAAAUCGAGUGUUAAACUUUUUGACUAUUUUUGAAGRGUUCUACAUCAACGAUGGCUGAUAAAAUAAAGAAGGGUAAAAAGCGAAAAUGGAAGGAGGUUUCUAUCGACAAUCCAGCGUUUUUUAGUGGAAAUAUGGAGGGUUUUGUGUCGCUUGAAGAGUGUUUUGACUACWGUCUGGACGUGAACGACGAAGGCUCACGUGUUUUGAAAGUCAAUGAAUCAACAGAAAGGAAAAAGACCAAGAAAGAAUGUGAGRCUAAAAAGAAAAAGAAAAGAAAGAAGAAGAAAUCAAGGGUUUCUGAGGAGACUGUCGAAAAUACAGUAGACAGGGAACCCGAACAASAAGAAACAGCUGWGCAGCACGAGGGUGGCGAUGACAGUGUUGAUCAAGACGUUUCUGUAGACAUGAGUGAAUGGACAGGCCUUGGAGUUUCUAAUGAUGUGCUGCAAGCUCUAAGUGAGCAGGGUUUUACGCAACCAACUGCUAUUCAAUCUCUUGCCAUUCCUCCUGCAAUAUUGCAUCAUAGAGACAUCAUCGGUGCUGCGGAAACUGGUUCUGGUAAAACACUAGCAUUUGGUAUUCCUAUAAUACAUCAUAUCAUGGCUUCAAAAAACUCUCAAGUCACAACAGAAGAAGAAAAUGCUGAGGAUAAACCUGUUACAUCAAAACCUUUAAAAGCUCUCAUCAUGACACCGACUCGUGAAUUGGCUUUACAGAUCAAAGACCAUUUGGUGUUGGCCACUAAACAUACCCCAAUCAAGGUUGCCGCAGUUGUUGGAGGAAUGGCAGCACAGAAGCAACAAAGAAUCCUUAAACAGCAACCAGAGAUUGUUGUUGCAACACCUGGUAGACUUUGGGAGCUUAUUUCAACUAAUGAAGAUCAUGUCAGUGAAUUAAGAAACCUAAGAUACCUGGUUAUUGAUGAGGCUGAUAGAAUGGUUGAACAUGGCCAUUUCCAAGAACUCUCCUCUAUUUUAGACCACAUCCAUAUGAAAAAGAGUGAAGAUAAGUUUGACAGCUGCUUUCCAGAUGAUGAUAAAAAGACAAAAAAAGUGCCACCAAGUGCAAGGCUGCAAAAGUUUGUGUUCUCUGCUACACUAACUUUGCCAAAGUCAUUCAAGAYAAGAGGAAAAGAAACCACAGUUUCGAGAGAAGAACUGCUUGUUUCUCUUAUGGACAAGAUGAAGAUGGACAAGAAAAAGUCCAAAGUGGUUGAUGUGACCACAAAGAAAGGAACAGUAGAGACAUUAACUGAAGCAAAACUGACUUGUACAAAGGAAGACAAGGAUUCAUAUUUGUAUUAUUUCCUCCUGAAAUACCCUGGCAGGACUCUUGUCUUUACCAACACUAUUGAUUGUAUAAGACGAUUGACAUCCAUCUUGCGACUCCUGAAACUUAACCCUCUACCUCUACAUGCCAACAUGCAACAAAGACAGAGACUUAAGAAUUUGGACAGGUUUAAAUCAUCAGCGACAGGUUUACUAGUGGCAACAGAUGUGGCUGCCAGAGGUUUAGACAUUCCUAAAGUACAACAUGUUAUCCACUAUCAAGUCCCUAAGGAUCCUGAAGUGUACAUACAUCGUAGUGGACGUACUGCAAGAGCUUCACARGAAGGUCUCAGUGUUGUUUUAGUUGGACCAGAUGAUAUUACAUCUUACAGAAAGAUUAUGAAAACUCUAAACAAAGGUGAAGAUUUGGAAUCAUUUCCAGUUGAUAUACCUUACUUCUCGGAUGUAAAAUCCAGAACAUCACUAGCACGACAGAUUGAUAAAGAAGAAAACAAGAUUAACAAGAAGAAAUCCUCUAAUGACUGGUUUAUCUCCUCUGCUAAAGCAAUGGACAUUGAAGUUGAUGAGGACCUACUUGAGGAUAUAGGAGAUUCAACAGAAAGAAGAAAACAACAAAAGAAGCUGGAACAAAUGAAAGCAUCUCUGACAGCCAUGGUUAAAGCACCUGUGUUACCUAAGGGAUUUAGUGGCAAAUUCCCAACAAAGAGUGGCAAACUAGUUGUACCUGGAUUACAAGACGAGUUAUCCAAUGAACUGCAUGCCGCAAAAGCAGCCGUAGAUAAAGUCAAGAAGAAGAAGAAAACAAGAAAAUGAAAUAAUAGAUUUUAUUACUGGAAAUAGUAAAUGCACUUCUAAUCCUAUUAAAUAUUYUACACUUGUUA
Exaiptasia diaphana is the source of this 2191-nucleotide messenger RNA. Its product is annotated as ATP-dependent RNA helicase MAK5. Gene Ontology annotation, cellular component: nucleolus. The coding region runs from base 72 to 2123 and encodes 683 amino acids. Lineage: Eukaryota; Metazoa; Cnidaria; Anthozoa; Actiniaria; Aiptasiidae. The record is from RefSeq and is a predicted model, not a curated record. Gene Ontology annotation, molecular function: RNA helicase activity; ATP binding; nucleic acid binding. The transcript has 15 exons.